Molecule: messenger RNA, 2016 nt
Organism: Rosa chinensis
Lineage: Eukaryota; Viridiplantae; Streptophyta; Magnoliopsida; Rosales; Rosaceae
Product: UBX domain-containing protein 1
Exons: 10
Coding region: 181-1125 (314 amino acids)
Molecular function (GO): protein binding
Source: RefSeq, a predicted model, not a curated record
AAGAUUGACAUAUGAGAAGCUAGAAAGGUUGCAGAACACUCUUGAAAUGAUAUUCCAAUCUUUACAAUGCUUCAAUGGCAGGGGUUCUCUAAACCCCUUUCAUUUAAACCUCACCAUCCCCCUUUGGCCUCCAGUUAGCCAAAACUGCAAACCUUGCUGACGACCCAAAUACAGACAGGGAUGGCUGUUCCUCGAGUAAACAAGAAAUUGCUUCAAGAGCUUGAAUCAAUGGGAUUUCCCACAGCUCGGGCAACUCGGGCUCUUCAUUAUUCAGGUACUGCUAGCUUAGAGGCUUGUAUAGACUGGAUCGUUGAUCACGAGAAUGACCCGGACAUUGAUCAGAUGCCCUUGGUAACAGUAGACAUUGAUAUUGAAUCUCCAGAGCCAUUCCAUAUCACCGAGGCAAUGAAAAUAAAAGCACAAGAGUUAAGGGAUCAAACACGCAAGAAGAGUAAAGAAGAAGAAAAGAAACUGGAAUUACAAAUGGAACGAGAAAGAGAGAAGGAGAGGAUUCGAUCUGGUAAGGAACUCAUGGAAGCAAAGCAAAUCUUAGAAGACAAUGAAAGAAAACGUAAUAUAGUGUUUCGGAAUUCUGAGAAAGAGGAAGAGAAACGAGCAAGAGAGAGAAUUCGCUGGAAACUAGAACAAGAUAAGUUAGAAAGAAGAGUUAAGCUUGGAUUGCCACCAGGACACACAGCAUCUGCGAAACUUUCUAUACCUGUGAGGGGGGAAAUCCAGAAAUCAUUGCCUGUCCAAUCUGUUGCAAAGUCAGAACAUAUAAGAGAGCGUUUAAGGUCUCUGAGGCGCAACCACAAGGAUGAUGAUGCUAGAGUACGACGAGCCUUCCAAACUCUGCUGAUUUAUGUUGGAAAUGUUGCAAAGAAUCCCGAUCAAGAAAAAUUCCGGAAGAUUAGACUCGGUAAUCCGUCAUUCUUGGAUAGAGUUGGAAGUUUGAUUGGAGGAAUAGAGUUUCUUGAGCUCUGUGGGUUUGAGAGAACUGAAGCAGGAGAGUUCUUGUAUCUUCCUCGUGAUAAGGUUGACAUGGCCACAUUAUACUCCGCUGCUUCUGAACUGAAGUCUGCAUUGACAAACCCUUUCUUUGGCCUUCUGUCUAGAGAUGUGUAAUAUCAGGUUCAGUUUAUUUAAAUCUUAAACUUAGAAGGGAAACUGGUUUUAUUAUGCAGUAUCAAUGAACUAUGCUCUACAGAUUUCAUGUUAAAAUCUUCCAGUGAGUGUCUUGCCUUCCUGUAAGAAUUUUACUCUGGAAAAGUAAGAGCUUGGAGAUGAAUCCCUGUAUACUUCUGUAUACUUCUUUAAAGGCCGCCCUGCAUCCCUUUAUUAGCAUGACUGCAUGAGAGAUACAAAUCCAUCUUAAAGUAUGCGUAGGAGUUGCCAUUACUGCAUAGUGAGCCUAUUAAAGACUUGAAUAAAAAGGCUAUUAAAGAAUUUUUUGGAGAGUUAUUAAUAAAUACUUUUCCUUAAGAUUUACAGAGUAAAUGUUCUGAUUGUAUCUAAAUCUCAUCCAACAAACAGCUUGAGUACUAGUUGGAGAUCGCAAAAUUUAUCUGUGGAUUUUGGAGGUUGCAAACUUCUCUGUUUUGUUACAACUUAUAAGUACAUGUUUUCUUUGGAGUUUCUGUAAGUGGCGCAACAGUCUUGGAAUUUGGAGUAUCAUCGGAGGGAUACUUUAUUGCUAGCUAGGAAAUUAUUGAAAACUGCAUAAAUCUUAUGCUAACAAAGUCCUAAUUUACUGAUUCAUGUAUAUAUUCAAGUGUAUCUCACUACCUUGCCCUACAUAUAAUAUUCAUCCAUCACCAACUUGCAGAACAGCUCCACUUGAUCAUCAGGCAGUUCCAGGCAGAUACUAAAGCCUGGUUUGCCUGGUGGUUCUGGCACCAUAACAAACCCUGGUUCGAGUAGAACCGAUGUUGAGCACUGAACUUUUCCCCUUGAGAAUUCAUCUUCCUUGAGUCCCAGUUUCCACCAUGACACGAUAGUUUCUCUAUGUUCUCCACG